This is a messenger RNA of Saccostrea echinata, 2024 nucleotides long. RefSeq lists its product as uncharacterized. Lineage: Eukaryota; Metazoa; Mollusca; Bivalvia; Ostreida; Ostreidae. Bases 22 to 1893 code for a protein of 623 amino acids. The transcript has 2 exons. The record is from RefSeq and is a predicted model, not a curated record.
AAAUGACCAGAAGUACACGAAAUGGAAUUGACAGUGUUCGUGAAAAGUAUAUUUAGUUUGUCUACUGUGUAUGUGGUUAUAAUACAGAUUGUUAACAGGACCGCACUCCUCAUUCACCAAGAAAAAGCGAAAUUACAGCUCCUUCGUGAACAAAGUUAUCCAGUAACUAACGAUUGGCGUCAGCAAAAUUACUCAAAAUACAUUUCAAACUUUGCGUCUCAUUUCGGGAAAGAGCGAUGUAUGUUGGUGGGUAGCACAAGGGAGAGGACUCGACUUCGAUUUACACGCGAUGAGGGAGACUAUGAUUAUUUGUUAAUAUCCGAUGUGUCCAUUCCUGCAGAUGCCUUGGAAUAUCAUGCAGACGUUUCAUGUUUUGUUCAUAUCAAUAUCAACAAAGUACAUCACGAAUUUUCAAACGAUUCUGUUGUGGGUGGAAAGUAUUUGAACACAUCUCUGUUGAAAGAUUUUGAUAAAAGGGUCUUCAAGAUUUUAAGAGGCCUUUACGAUGUUUUAACUUUGCCAUCUUUAACAAAGUCUCAUGACAGUAUUCACAUAAAAGUUAACAAACAGGUGAAGCCUGGUUACAACCAGAUGCACUACGCAGGUUUUGAAUACAGAGAUGCACAGCUUGAUUAUAUUCAAGUAGAAGCAGAUAUCGAAGCAAUUACAAGGCAAUUUAGGAAGCUGCUUGCUAAUAGCGAUAUCUCAGUGGAUAUGAUCUCGGUUUUAAGCAAUACUUUAUCUUUAAUCGAGGAACUGCGACCUGAGGACAUAACAAAUUCUCUUACCUUUCAAACGUUUGGUGCUCUCAUUAAAGCUGCGUCUGGCGAAACCAUAUCAUCGCUUUAUAAAGGUAGACCGAAUCCGAUUAAGGAAAAGGAUACCGGUCAAACCAGAAAGGAUAGACAAAUUUCUUCUGAAUCUCAAAAAUAUCUUGCUAUACGUUAUGAGUACAAAUCUGGUCGCGAUUUUAUUCCCGCAUUUCCGAUUACAGGAAAACUCACGUGUUUAGAUGAAUGGAGAAACCGAUUAUUAAAAUCAAACGUCUUUUGGCCAAGUCGAGAAAUUAUCAACAAAAUCUACGAAAGUGAAUUUUUUGUCAUCGCGAAACCAGCAAUUGUCAAUGCCGAGGUUAACAAGGACUUCUGUAUCGGCUUUAACAAUGCCGAGAUGAUUUUGGCCACAUCAUUUUCCGAUGGUCAGAGAUUAUGUUUCUUACUCCUGAAAUCUCUACUAAAAGGCUUUCUAAAACCAUAUUCAGAGCGACUGACCACAUAUCUUUGGAAGUCAGCAUUUUAUCACGUGUCUGAAACUACCCAAAGAGACCAGUUUUCGGACACAGUUGGUAUUUUUUCAGUUUUGAGGAAUGUUAUAGAAUACAUGGUUGAAUGCCUUGAGAAACUUUACUUGCGACAUUACUUUAUCGAAAGUAAUUUAAUUGCUCAUUUUUCUGAGGAAGAAUCUUUUCAAGUUAUCACUGCACUUAAAUCUCUACUCUCAGAUCCAGAAAGAGCUUUAGAUGUUUACUUUUCUUCCAAGAAAACUGCUGAAAAAAUUAUUGAUUACAUUUCCAAAGAACAAAUCGAAGACUUGAAAUAUCAAGAAGGCGACUUAUCCCGAACAACCCACGCAGAAUCAGUUGUGUCUCUUAUUAGUCACCUCCAAGCCGGAACUGGUAACAAUUCCUCCAAAUUCGUUGAGGCCAUACUUGACACUUUGUCUGUGGUGGUGAAAUCUGAAUUAAACUUUGACUGCUAUAAACAUGAUUUUUGUGUCGAAAUUCUCAAAAUGAUAGGUGAUUAUCUCAACACAAAAUUCAGGACUAAAGAGGAGAGGAAAGCGAGUUUAGGGGGCAUAGCAUUAGUAUUUUCCCUGUUUCAGUCCUUCACUUGAAAAUUUUAUUUUUAUGAUUUCACGAAUAUUUCGUCAUAUUUGCAUGUGCGAUAUCCUUUGGUAAUUUUUAUUUAGUUCAAGUCGUACAUUUUAUUUCAAUAUCAUUGUGAUUUUUUUAUGGUGUCUUUACU